Frankliniella occidentalis (western flower thrips) is the source of this 1595-nucleotide messenger RNA. RefSeq names its product pre-mRNA-splicing factor 38A (gene Prp38). Gene Ontology annotation, cellular component: precatalytic spliceosome. The record is from RefSeq and is a predicted model, not a curated record. The coding region runs from base 269 to 1288 and encodes 339 amino acids. Lineage: Eukaryota; Metazoa; Arthropoda; Insecta; Thysanoptera; Thripidae. The transcript has a single exon.
AACGUUGGUAGUACAGUAGACUGGAUUCUUGUUCUCUUUCUCGUCUCAUGUGUUGUUUGUGUUAUUUUCGCCGAACUUGAACGGUUACGACCAGUAGAGUGAUUUUUACCAUCCUUCUUAAUGUGUUGUUCAACCACAAAUUCGUUGUUGUAAUGGCAGCUUUUCGUUUUCCGGCGAUGGUCAAGAUAGUUGUUCCGGGACUUGUUUUGCAUUGGUGAACAAGGUUAGGUUCUUCCUGACGGUCUUGUAACUAUAAGUAUAAAGAAAAAUGGCCAACCGCACCGUGAAAGAUGCGAAGUCAGUGCGAGGAACAAAUCCACAGUACAUUGUAGAAAAGAUUAUUCGAUCAAGAAUCUACGACAGCAAGUAUUGGAAGGAAGAAUGCUUUGCCUUGACAGCUGAGUUAAUGGUUGACAAAGCCAUGGAACUUAGAUUUAUUGGUGGAGUUUUUGGAGGAAAUAUUAAACCUACACCAUUUCUUUGUCUCAUUCUGAAAAUGCUUCAAAUUCAACCUGAGAAAGACAUUAUUGUGGAAUUUAUAAAGAAUGAGGAAUUUAAAUAUGUUAGAGCUCUUGGUGCAACCUAUAUGAGACUCGUUGGCACGUCAAUAGACUGUUAUAAAUACUUAGAACCCCUUCUAAAUGAUGGCCGUAAAUUACGGCAGCAAACAAGAGAAGGUGCUUAUGUCCUAACUCACAUGGAUGAAUAUAUUGAUAGCUUGCUCCGUGAUGAAAGAGUUGUAGAUGUUAUUCUGCCCCGUAUCCAAAAAAGGUAUGUCUUGGAAGAAAACAAUGAGUUAGAACCUAAGAUAUCAGCUUUAGAUGAUGAUCUUGAUGACAACAUGGAGUCUUCAGGGGAUGAAGAUGAACCAAUGGAAACCCUCCCAAUAGCCAAAGAGGAGAAGAGCCGAAGAUCUCCACUUGAGAAAGAGAAGACACGGGAUAGAGACCGUCGCCACAGAAGCAGAGAGCGGGACAGAGAUAUCAAAGCCAGGGAUCGACGUCCUGAAGAAAAGAAGCAUAGAAGUCGCAGCCGUGAAAGAGAGAGAGAAAGAGUACGAGACUUUGAGAGGGAUCGCGACCGAAGACACCGCUCCAAGGAGAGGGAUCGAGACCGGGGACACAGACUAGAAAAGGAAGAAAGGAGGCACAAAGAAAAAGAUAGAGGAUAUGAAAGAGAACGUGAUCGUGGUAGAGAAAAAGAGAGAGAAAGAGGUAGGGAUCGGGAUCGUGGCAGAGACCGUGAGAGGGACAGAAAUCACGACGGAGAUCGUGCAAGAUACAGAUAAUUACUUUAUCUUGAACAAUGUAAUUUUUACAAGAUUUUGUCUUUGAUUUGUCAGUCUGAAAACGGAAAUGUACAUUUCAUUGACAGGAAAUUACUGAUAGUGAUGUGACUUGACAUAUUUUUCCUGCAUUUUAGUAAUGUUUCUGUGCUUACUUUUUCUUUUACAUUCUAGCAUCUGGAUUGUAAUUAAAAAUCUACUCUGUUAUUAAAAAGUCAAUUUUUUCUUGUGUAAUCACAAUUGUAAUGAAAUGGAUGUUAACAUUUGGUAUGAUGUGAAUGUAAAUAAAACACACUUGGUAAGAAAUAUA